Messenger RNA from Myodes glareolus (Bank vole), 1008 nucleotides. NCBI's taxonomy places the organism in Eukaryota, Metazoa, Chordata, Mammalia, Rodentia, Cricetidae. The record is from RefSeq and is a predicted model, not a curated record.
CUCUGCAAGAGCAGCUAGUGAUUUUAACCUCGGAGCCAUCUCUCCAGCUCCCAUUUUCUUUUUUUGAGGAUAAUGGUCUUAAACUAGUGGUGCUGUUUUUGUGUUAAUGGAUACCCCCAGUCCCUUAGGUACUACAUAUAAUUACUGAGAUUACUGUUUGGUUUGAAACUAUGGUCUUGAUAUGAUCUUUGGGAUCAAGUGAUUUCCAUGCUCUACUUCCUAAGAUGCUGGGACUACAGGUUUUACAGCUCUUUAGAACACUACACAGGACCAGACAACAAGUUUUUAAAAAUGAUAAGAGAGCAUUAGAAGCUGCCAGAGUUAAGAUAAAUGAAGAAUUCAAAAAACAUAAAAGUGAGGCCUCUCCGGAGAAAAUAGAAGAGAUGUUGAAAGUGGGUUCUGAUGUUGAACUGCUACUCAGAACAUCUGUUAUUCAAGGUAUUCACACUGACCACAACACCCUGAAGCUGGUCCCCAGGAAAGAUCUUCUAACAGAAAACGUUCCGUACUGUGAUGCACCAACUCAGAAGCAGUAAAGCUUCCAGGACAAAAGCUGUCUCUGCUCCCUCUAACUUUAAAUAUAUGACUAGCCAAAGUCCUGGACAUGCGAUGUUUCUCUCUGAAGUGGCGUGUUGCGAAUGAGCAACAGGCUGAGGGCUGCAGAGUACUGCAGUGUUCUGAGGACACAGAUGUGCCCUCCCUCCUCACCGGCAGGCAGCCUGACCUGGUGACCGGAUGUCUGGGGAGGUGGGACUCUUUCCUUCCCCUUUGGUAGGUGUUUUGGUCUUAGCAAAGCUAUUUGCCAAUGAAGCACUUUACCAAGUUGGUGACUUUUCAUCCCAUGGGAAACAGUACUGCUAAAUAUAAAACACUACAUUAAAUUGAUGUUUAAUUUCUAAAAUAUUAAGUUGAUAAAAAAAUGAACAUUUUCUGCCAGCUCUCUAAUGAAAGUAACCACUGUUUUCCAAAGUCAUGAGGUUAUUUCUGCAGAUAAAAUAAUAUGGCUUG